GUUAAAAAAAAAAAUAAAAAAAUAAACAUCAUAGUCACGUUAGAGUGUUUCAACUAACUCGCUUUAGCAAGUUCGGUCAUGUCGUCGAUAAUGUUGGAGAAGGUAGGAAGUGGUAAGCGAUAGGAAACUUAUCUUAUUUAGAAAGUUAAGGCAGGAACCAACCACACACACACACACACAUAGUAGACAGUUGAUGCUGCUCUAAAGCCACAAGGAAAAGAAGCGACUAUAUGAUGUCGAGAUCCGUCUUUUCACACUGAGGACGACCGAGGGACUCGUACACGACUAUUACAUAAGGUGCAAACGUUCACUGAUGCUCAAGAAGGUUCUGCCUGCCAGGACAUAAUUCCUUUGUGUGAAUCACAAGAUAUCUGAAGAGAUUUCGUGUGUAAACGCCUUCUGGUGACAAGCCCUAACCUUUUUGUGUGGUUCGUCAUGAAACUCUCUGAGGAUCCCUUUUUUUUUUUUUGAGCUUUGAGUGAAAUCUGACUAUUUCUGUUCUUUGGAAAAGGAGUUCCUGUUUGUGUCUUCCAAGAAUUGUAUUACAUGAGAGUGCCUCACAGAACCUGUAGUCCCAAUACGUAUUUCCUUAAGGUGUUGAGUAAGGGUUGUCAUUGCCAUGCCCACACACCCACAUGUGGAGAGUCCUGAUGGGCUAGGCCAUGACGUCCUCAACCACAGCAGUGCCACUAUGCCUAGCUCUGGCUCCAGCUCCAGUAUAACAGCCCACGUGAGCCUGGCAGAGAAGGUUGAAACGCAGUUGGUAGUGCCAGUGCUAGGCGGCUCACCCCUGGCCUGCGUGUUCUGCGAGGAGACGUUUGAGCACGAGGAUGAGCUCGGGCCGCACCUCCUCUCUCGGCACCCUACCACCUUCCACGCUCCCGCCGUGCUGCGUGUUGAGACCGAGUUCUCAACGCCCGGCGAGAGGAUUUGCCCCGAAACAUGCCAAAACGAGCCGAACGAGGAGCUGAGCUGUGACGUGUGUGGCCAAGCCACUGAAAAUAUUGCUGUACUCGAGGCGCACAUGCGGAAGCAUAAGGACUCCUUCAUUUACUCCUGCAGCCUGUGUGGCAGGCGCUUCAAGGAGCCAUGGUUCCUCAAGAAUCACAUGAGGACCCACGGCAAAUCCAAAUCCAGCAAGGGCCAGGAUGCCGAGGUGCCCGUUACUGUGAACGGCGUCGUCCAAGAUCGACCAGCAUCGCCUGUGAUGACAACUUACAAAAUGUGCAUGGUCUGUGGGUUUUUCUUCCUCAACAAGGAGGUGCUAGCAGAGCACAGCAAAGUGCACAAUCGGGAGCCAGAACCUGAGGAGAACGUGUGUAGUAAAAGCCAGCUGAAUCCGGAGGCGCCUGUCUCUCAAGAAUGCUUUCUUCAGUGCAUAAAUUUAAAGAGAACAUCUGAGAACGCUGAGCAAAAAUGCCAACCCGGGCGGUGGAUCCCGCAGCUGGACCCGUUCAACACCUACCAGGCCUGGCAGUUGGCUACCAAAGGCAAGAUUGCCGCAGGGCCGAACCUUAGCAAAGAGCUCAAUGCCGACUCCAAUUCUGACAACGAGGAGUCUGGUUCGGACAAAGAGGAGCUCGGCUCUAUCUGGGACUCUAGCGGUGGCGAUAAACUGGUGAGACGGGGCCUGAGGGGUGAGCUGAAGGCCAAACUCGGCGUUGGUGAUUUGGCAGAGCAGAAGAGUCUGAGUCUGCGCAAAGACAAGCCCACAGACUGCGAGGAGUGUGGCAAAACGUUCAGAACCUACCAUCAGCUGGUCCUGCACUCCCGAGUUCACAAAAGAGAGAGAGGAGGAGCCGAGAGCCCCACCACACCCGUAGAUGGGAGGACUCCGAGCGUCAGCUCUGCCGGGAGUCCAUCACUCGAUCGAGCGGAAGAUGGUUCUGAGGACGGCUAUGAAGAAGGUGUGCCUGUGGAAGCUUUCCAGUCAGAUAAAAUUGAAGAAGGCUCACACAAAAUCAAACUGAAAAUUCUUGCUCCGAGGAAGUGUUGUUACUGUGGCAAGACCUUCCGCUCCAACUAUUACCUCAAUAUUCAUCUCAGGACGCAUACAGGUGAAAAACCGUACAAAUGUGAAUACUGUGACUACGCUGCAGCUCAGAAGACCUCUCUGAGAUAUCACCUGGACCGACGUCACAAAGACAAGCCUUAUACCGAGAUCCCCAACAUUCCGGUGACGGCACCUGCUGCUAACAGUGCCAAGGGGCAAGAGUCUCCUAACAUAGACGACAAGCCAGCCUCAAAGCCACCUAAACAGUGGCCUGCCGCCAGCGUUGUGUGUGCGAGCGUCAAACGUGAAGCAGUACCCAGCCAGGCAGGCGUUGCCAUCACCAGCCCCGUCAGCCGCGUCAAAGAGGGAUGUGGCAACAUGGCCGCCACGACUCCUUACACUCCUCCUAACGAGCCUCAUGUGAACGGCGCUUUCCCAAUCAACCUGAAGGCAGAGGGGAAAGAAGCCUCUGAGGCACCGUUAAACCUCUCCCUCAAAGCGUCUCUGUCUUUAUCUGCUACCUCCGUACCUAGGAAUAUGUUACAGACCAACACCUGCACUUCCUGUCCUUAUGAAACCCUCUAUCCCGAAGUCCUGCUUAUGCACAGGAAGCUUCUACAUAAGGAGAAGUCUGAUGCGAAAAAGACUUCCUACAGACCCCCACUAAAGCCCAAGCGCUACACUGGGUGUCCCCCAGCGCUCGAAGGGAAAGACGUGGCCCCUUUGCCCCACAUCAACCGAAAACAUCCUCGCCGGACCAAAUCCCCAACACCCCAACCGGGAAAAUCUUCCAGACCUAAUCAGGACAUGUCCAGGACUCUUCCAGGGAUCGGUACAAAGAAACCAGAGAUUUCAAAGGUGUCCCCUGCAAAAGAGACCUGGAGAGAGCAGCAGAAAGCAACCCAGAGGUUCAGGGCUGCCGAAUCCGUUAUAAGCGUCCAAACUAGGUUUCCAGAGUCAGUGGUUGAAACCAACAAGAAAUUUCACUCAUCUGCUGUCUCGCAGAAGCCCGCUCCAGUUAAAAAUGGCGUUGUCUGGCCCUCAGAAGCAAACAGGCUAUGUCUGUCUGAUCGAUUCAGGAAGCUGGCACAAGCAGAUUUGGGUGAACCCUCCAGCAAGAGGUCGAGACCUUCCGAGCCUCUGCAGGGCGCAGGCAGAAUGGCGGAGCUACCCUCGAGCAGGAACGCAAAAAACUUCCUGCCCUUCUCUUCUGUUCGUGUGGCACCCUCAGGAUCGGGGAGUAGCAUCGACGCUGACUGGAAUGUAAUCAACCUGCUGCGCACAUACACACCCAAUGAGCUGGCAUCGUUGUACCAACCCACUAUCCCAGGCUCCAGCCAUGCAGUGACCGGAAAUUCACCCGCUGCUGGAAGCAGGGCUCUGCCCUUCUCACAUUAUCCGGGUAACAUCAUUCAGCGCAGAAGCCACCCCAACCAUCCUGACACCACCUCUUAGAACAUGGUGUGAACAAUUUGAACAAAACCAACCACGGGAACUAUGACUGGAAGAAAAGUUUACUCCUGACACUACUUCUUGAGAAGGACCUGCGACCAAGACGUGAUAUUAAGGCUGUGUGGGAGUGUUUCAUUUGUUAUCUCGACCUUGGAUACGAGGCAGAGUGAACUCAGAACUGGGCCUUGGACAGUGUUGCAUUUUAUGUCAUAACGUUCCAGUAUCAGUAUCACCAGUGUACAGAUGUGGUAUUGCACUUAACGCAAAAAUGCAACAUAUCAUGCACUCCUAUUUACUGUAAAAGUUUUGACAUGUUUCAAAAUCAAAUGCUUCGGGGCAGAGCUUUGAUGUGCCCGCAAUAUUCCAUCUAAUAAGUGCCUCUUCUUAUUGAUCGAAAUGCUGUUACACAAAGGUAGGAUAGACCAAAUAAACUUGACCCACGUUCGGUUCAGAUAGAUAAAGUAUAUUUUGUAACUGUUAAGACAUUUCUAUUCAGGCUCUUCUGAGAAAGGGUCGACUUGAUGCCAUGCAGCUUCUGGCGGUUUUUGAUAUUGCAAUUUAAAACGUUUCAGUUUUCCCCAUUUGUGCAAAUGAAAGCUGCUCUCUUUUUUUUUUUUUUUUUUUUUUCUUUUUCUUUUCCCUUCUCAAAACUGUUUUGAGAGACACAAAAUAAUGGUGACGUACCGUGUACUUUCUUUGUAUGGGGACUUUGCUUGGAACCUCUCACUGUGACGCGCAGGCACGGCAUCCUCAGGUCUGAUUGACGACAGAACUGGAACAGGUGGAUGAUUUGAACUCUCUGCGGAGGGCUUCCAUUGAUUCGAUGUUACAUUUUCACACACUUUGUUUGAUUUAUAUCCUUUUUCUUUUUGGUCGAGGAUAUAUAUUUAUUUUUCUAGUGAAUGUCUUGCUCUGUCUGUUUUAUGUGUGGAUAAGAUCGCGGAUGCCAUUCUGGCAUUCUCGGAGCCUGUGAUAGUGGCUUAUUUACUGACCAACUUGUGUUAUGGUCUGCUUUUCAGAAACUACCUUUUCCACCUCCUCUACAGCCCUGCAGAUGUUUCAUAGCACCAGAAUGUUAAUUUAUUUGCUGAUAUAUUUAGGAGGCUUUUGUGAGCUGCAUCAGAUAAACUUGAAAUGUGUUUUUUUUUUUGUUUUGUUUUGACUUUAUUUCUCUCUCUCUCUCUCACUUUGCGCUUUUUGUGUAAUCUGGGAGAAAUGUCUGCUGUCUGCGUUUAACACGCUGGCCACUAACGUGGCUCAAAUCGAGUAAUAUUUGUAUGUGUAGCUUGAGCGAUUGUCUAACCUCCUGUUGUCUCUCAGUAUUGGAUUCUCACAGUGUUUAAUAUUGUUUUUGCUUAACUAAGAUGGAUUACAUCACUGAUAUGUGCUAUAUGUUAGUGUUUUGAUUAUUCUGGCCUCCAUUUGUUAUUUUUUUAUUUUUCUGCACGUUCACUACUAAUAAUAAUUUGUACGAUCAGUUGGAGUGGUUUUUCUCCCUCAGUUCUUGGAACACUGAGCAGAUCAGUGUAAAUGCAAUAAGACUCGCCAGAGUUUCUACAGACUACAGUUCCACAGGAAAACACAAAUGUAACACGAGCAAAGCCGCGAAGGUUUCGGCUCUGUUGUUCAGUACGUACGUUCUCGUCUUUCCCCGUUUCCCAUGACUUUGUAAACAUGCUCUCAUGAUACUUACGAGUGUAUUUCUGACUGUUCAGUUGCAGAAUAAAGCAAUGGUGUGUGCUAGAA
Molecule: messenger RNA, 5191 nt
Organism: Ictalurus punctatus (channel catfish)
Lineage: Eukaryota; Metazoa; Chordata; Actinopteri; Siluriformes; Ictaluridae
Gene: znf217
Product: zinc finger protein 217
Exons: 8
Coding region: 620-3448 (942 amino acids)
Biological process (GO): regulation of DNA-templated transcription
Cellular component (GO): nucleus
Molecular function (GO): RNA polymerase II cis-regulatory region sequence-specific DNA binding; DNA-binding transcription factor activity, RNA polymerase II-specific
Source: RefSeq, a predicted model, not a curated record